AUGCAACUCUGCACUUGGAUCAUAUCAGGUUUGGUGACAGCUGCUGCUGCUACCGAGACCUAUGACUAUAUCAUUGUUGGAGGUGGUACCGCAGGAGGAGCCCUAGCAACCCGCUUAAGCCUUGGUCUUCCCAAAUCCAAGAUCCUUCUUCUAGAAGCAGGCCCUCCAGCUCUCGAAGAUGUACGAAUCAACGUACCAGGAAUGCGUGGUUCAAUCUUAGGAUCAUCACUUGAUUGGAACUUCAGCUCCAUCGCCCAGCCCGGUCUCAAUGGGCGUUCCAUUAGUGUGAACCGUGGUAAAGUCCUCGGUGGAUCAUCCGCGAUGAACUUUCUGUGCUAUGACCGUGCUGCAUCUGCUGAGUACGACGCAUGGAGCGAACUCGGAAGUCCAGGCUGGAAUUGGGACACUAUGAUCCAUGGGAUGAAAAAGUCUGAAAACUUUACGGGUAACGACGGUGAUAUCCAUGGUCGCUCCGGUCCAAUCAGCUCUACCUACAAUCGCAUUGUCCCUGAUGUUUUGAAGCCGUGGCAAUCUACCGUCAACAAAUUGGGGGUCCCGAUCAAUGAUGGAGGCUCACUUGGAGGAAAGCCUGUCGGUGUCAUGUUUCAGCCCACCAAUAUUGACAUGACCAACUACACCCGGUCAUACAGCGCCAACAGCUACCUGCCAAAGGCUGGGUCUAACCUCAAAGUCAAGACCAACUCCCACGUUGCCAAGGUUCUCUUUUCUUAUGAUAAGAGCAAGGACUUGGUUGCGAUCGGCGUCACUCUUCAAGAUGGUUCAACGAUCAAAGCUCGAAAAGAGGUUAUCCUCUCGGCAGGUUCUAUCCAAAGUCCAGGUCUGCUUGAGAUGUCCGGCAUUGGUCAAACUUCUGUCCUCGCCAAGGCUGGAGUUAAGAAACUUCUCGAUCUCCCAGGCGUCGGCGAAAACUACCAGGACCACCUUCGGACCUCAAACACAUAUACACUCAAGAAGGGCUAUGAGUCCUUUGAUGCCUUUAUUUUCGACGCGCAAGGCACUGUGGCACAGGAACAGUUCAACCUAUGGCUUGAGAACAAGAAAUCGUGGUACGACUACACAAGCAGCGCCUACGCUUUUCUCAACUGGGCCCAAGUUAGCAAUAAAGUGCAGAAGAGUAUUACUAAACUUGCAAAAGACGGGUUUGCGAAAAAUGGCACUGUCGUGGAUAAGAAGAAACUAGAGUACCUGAGCGACCCCUCUAUUCCCCAACUGGAGCUUCUCCUUGAAGCCAACUAUGUAGGCGCUCAAGGCUAUCCUAGCGCUGGAGGCAACUUCAUCGCCAUUUUCUCUACUGUCAUGCAUCCCAUGAGCCGCGGUAGCGUUCACAUCAACGGCAAAGAUCCAAAAGGAAAGCCAAUUAUCGACCUCAACUAUCUUAACAAUGAGCACGAUAUACAAGCAUUAAUUGAAGGUGCCAAGUAUGCCCGCAAAGUCGCUUUUACAGAGCCUCUACGAUCUGUAUGGGCUACUGAGUUUGAACCGGGUCUGGGUAAGAGGACAGAUAAACAGUUGCGUGACUGGGUCGUCAAGACAGUCAACAGCUUUUAUCACCCCAUCGGUACCUGCGCGAUGCUUCCUAAGAAGGACGGUGGUGUUGUUGACUCGAGUUUAAAGGUUUAUGGCACAAAAAAUCUGCGAGUGGUGGAUGCUAGUAUUAUCCCGGUGCAGCUAUCAGGGCAUAUUCAGACGGCUGUGUAUGGAAUCGCCGAGACAGCUGCGCAGAAGAUUAUUGAUGCGGAGAAGAAGUCUCACAAGGGUUAA
This is a messenger RNA of Fusarium poae, 1782 nucleotides long. RefSeq lists its product as uncharacterized. The coding region runs from base 1 to 1782 and encodes 593 amino acids. NCBI's taxonomy places the organism in Eukaryota, Fungi, Ascomycota, Sordariomycetes, Hypocreales, Nectriaceae. Gene Ontology annotation, molecular function: oxidoreductase activity, acting on CH-OH group of donors; flavin adenine dinucleotide binding. Gene Ontology annotation, biological process: secondary metabolite biosynthetic process. The transcript has 3 exons. The record is from RefSeq and is a predicted model, not a curated record.